UUCGCCUUCGCCACAGGCCACAGCCCCACACACACACACACACACACACACACAGAGUGCACUCUUGCCGGGGGCAGCGGGGUACGCCGGCCCGGAGCAGAGGGCAGCUGGAAAGGAGCUUCCGUCGGCCCUUCGAUGGCCGGAGGCGGAUUCGCCGCGGCGGCGGAAGGCGGCGGCGGCGGCCGCGACUACGGCGGCGGCGUGACGUUCUCCGUGGUGGUGACCAGCCUCAUGGCCGCCUCCUGCGGCCUCAUCUUCGGCUACGACAUUGGCGUCUCAGGUGGUGUGACGCAAAUGGAGCCGUUCCUGACAAAGUUCUUCCCGGAGGUGUCGAGCCGGAUGAAGAACGCCAAGCACGACGCCUACUGCAAAUACGACGACCAGCUGCUCACCGCGUUCACCUCGUCAUUGUACAUCGCUGCGAUGCUCUCGUCGCUGGCGGCGAGCCGCGUGACGAGGACGAUAGGCCGCCAGGCCAUCAUGCUGAUCGGCGGCGUGCUGUUCCUUGUAGGCUCGGCGAUCAACGCCGGCGCCGUCAACAUCGCCAUGCUUAUCAUCGGCCGGAUGCUGCUCGGCUUCGGAGUUGGGUUCACCACACAGGCUGCUCCUUUGUACCUCGCCGAGACAUCGCCGGCACGGUGGCGCGGCGCGUUCACCGCGGCGUACCACAUCUUCGUCGUGUUGGGGGCACUGGCCGCCAACGUCACCAACUACUUCACCAACCGCAUCACCGUGUGGGGCUGGCGCGUGUCGCUGGGCCUCGCCGCCGUCCCGGCCGCCAUCGUCGUCCUGGGCGCCCUGCUGGUCCCAGACACUCCCAGCAGCCUGGUCCUGCGCGGCGAGACCGACAAGGCCCGCGCCUCGCUGCAGCGCCUCCGUGGUCCGGGCGCGGACACCGACGCGGAGUUCAAGGACAUCGUGCGCGCCGUGGAGGACGCCCACCGGAACGACGAGGGCGCGUACGAGAGGCUUCGUGGCAAGGGGUACCGGCACUACCUGGUGAUGGUGGUGGCCAUCCCCUCGUUCUUCGACCUCACCGGCGUGAUCGCCAUGGCCGUCUUCUCGCCGGUGCUAUUCCGGACGGUCGGGUUCAGCAGCCAGAAGGCCAUCCUUGGGUCCGUGAUCCUCAGCCUCGUGAACCUGGCCUCGUCGUCUCUGUCCUCCGUCGUCGUGGACCGCGCCGGCCGCAGGUUCCUGUUCCUCACCGGUGGCGCAGCAAUGAUCAUUUGCCAGCUGGCAAUGGCAUGGAUCCUGGCGGACCAUCUCGGGAAGCACGGCGCCGUGACGAUGCCGCGCGAUUACGCGCUGGCCGUGCUGGUGCUCAUGUGCCUGUACACGUUCAGCUUCGGCAUGUCGUGGGGCCCCCUCAAGUGGGUGGUCCCCAGCGAGAUCUACCCUGUGGAGGUCCGGUCGGCGGGGCAGGGCCUGACGGUGUCCAUCGCGCUCUGCCUCUCCUUCGCGCAGACGCAGGUGUUCAUCUCCCUGCUCUGCGCCAUGAAGUACGCCAUCUUCCUGUUCUACGCGGGAUGGGUCCUGGUGAUGACGGUCUUCGUGGCGGCGUUCCUGCCGGAGACCAAAGGCGUGCCGCUGGAGGCCAUGCGCUCCGUCUGGGCGCGGCACUGGUACUGGCGGAGGUUCGCUGGGGACGCCAAGCAGGAGGUUCAGGUGAACUGCCUGUAGGAGAAAGGGUUGCGGCGAUCGAAAAUAACGUAACCUGUAACCGUGGGCUAACAUUCAAGUGGUCGUUUUUUUUACAAAGGAAAAAUGGUAUUAAAUCAAAACUGAGUACAUAGCGCUCUCGAAGAAAAUAAAAUUACAUUUAAUAACAAUCAAGUACGGCUCUUCAUCUUCA
Molecule: messenger RNA, 1852 nt
Organism: Setaria italica (foxtail millet)
Lineage: Eukaryota; Viridiplantae; Streptophyta; Magnoliopsida; Poales; Poaceae
Product: sugar transport protein MST1
Exons: 4
Coding region: 136-1680 (514 amino acids)
Biological process (GO): monosaccharide transmembrane transport
Cellular component (GO): membrane
Molecular function (GO): monosaccharide transmembrane transporter activity
Source: RefSeq, a predicted model, not a curated record